This is a messenger RNA of Phytomonas sp. EM1, 1806 nucleotides long. NCBI's taxonomy places the organism in Eukaryota, Euglenozoa, Kinetoplastea, Trypanosomatida, Trypanosomatidae. The record is from the annotation of a GenBank genome assembly.
AUGAAUCCAAGUACUUUCAAUGAGAUAUUCAAUGAUAUCGUCGCCUUGAAUGCCAAAGAAGGACCAAGUUCAAACAUAUUUGAGCCUAAGUUUAAGGCAAGAGAACAAUUGGAAAAGCUCAAGGAAACUCUGAUUAGCCUUUAUAUAGCCAACAAAAGUCUUAUAACAUUGCAGCAGCUGUGUCGCUGCUUAGUGCUCAUGGGCUCUAUUAUGAUAGAAGUAGAAGAGUCUGAGGAAGGGGCUCUGGAAUUGAGAAAAGCAUAUCGUCUAUUGCAAUAUUGCAUAAAGGGAGAGUUGACAGCUAAUCUCAAUGUUGAGCCAGUGACCUUGGAGGAGGUUAUGCAUUCCACGUAUCAAGAUCCCUUGAAAGAGCACCACUACGCUGAAUGCGUCGAGUUUGUACGGGUUCACAACGCAUUAGCUAUAUACUUGUCCAAUGCGCGCCCUGAUGACGCUAUAAAGAUUCUCCUUUUAGCUGAAAAGGCAUAUCAAGACUGGGAUAGAUGGUACAUAGCCCAACAGUCGUGUGCCUGCACGAUCGAUAGUAUCCCAGUUGGCGACGAUGGAAGGCUGAGGGUAGAGGACAUUCUGCAGCAGGGUGACGCUGAAUACCUGAAGGUGAUCACUCAGCGCCACGAGAUGGAUGAGGCUUACACCUCUACUCUAUUCUAUCUGGCUCAAUUGCAUGCUGCUUUGCAAAACACUACACUUGCGUCCAAAUAUUGCCACCUAACCAUGUAUUACCAACUAAUGUGUAAGAAGGAAUUUUCUAGAAAAGUAUGGGCCACUAAUGCGCUGCACUUGAGUUUCUUCUAUAGCAGUUACUUUGCAUACGGUCAGGCACUUUACUGUCUGAAAGCUGGACAAAUUAUGAUGUCAAAAGAGGACGCCGAUGAGUCGACUAGUGGCUUAGUGGCCUGGGCCUUUGGUCGCUACCAUAUGAAUCGCCUAGAGUACUAUGGAUCUCUUAUACAUAACCCCUCGGACAACAACCCCCCUAGAGAAGACUUUGUAUCUUACUGGAAAGACUUUCCCAUCGAAGGGCUAGGCCCAAUAGAAGAGCAACCAGACAUUGUGACUCUUAAUGACGCCCGUGAAGCCUUCAAGGCCGGAGAAAAGGCUUUGGAUGAUGCACUUAAAUUUCAUCCCUUCGAAACAUCCUGCACGCAGAACAUUCAAAUCCUCCAGGAUAAGGCCAAGCUGCAUUCUUAUUUAUCGUUUUUCGAGACAAACCGCAGCCGAAAAAUUGCCAUACUCCAGUGUCAGAUUGAUCUAUUAGAGAAUAUCCCGGAUCAGCUUAGUUUUAAUGCAUAUCCCAUAGUUGUGCGCCAAUUGCUAUAUGAUUUAGGCUCUUUUUAUGAAGACCUCAUAAAUCUACGCAAAAAGCAGAAGACCAAUCCGAAGAAAGGCGAAACCCCUCUAACUGACCUUGAAUAUAAUGCGCUAGUGAAUAAAUGCAAGGGGUAUUACGUCCGUUUCUGCGAUACGUGGAAACAACCUCAGACCUCGGUUAUUCCAGACGUUUUAGAUAAAGACUCGCGUCACCCAUUCUUUCGUUCACUUUUGCGAUUAGCGAGGGUAGAGAUAAACUACGCCUUCUCAAAUGCCAAGGAGGAGUUUGAUGCCAUCGGGAAAACCAUAGAAGCAUACAAAAAAGCCAUCAAAUUUGCAGAAAAAAACUUUACUGAUGAGGAUCUGCGUAAAUCUGUCGAAAAAGAGGAGCAUAUGGCCAAGGAAAUGGUAAAUUUGUUGAUGAUCAAGCAGCAUGACAUGAGUAUAGCGCAUCAAAGCGGAUUUUUGGAUUAG